Messenger RNA from Lepisosteus oculatus (spotted gar), 1167 nucleotides. It is a transcript of the gene iscua, whose product is annotated as iron-sulfur cluster assembly enzyme a. Gene Ontology annotation, molecular function: ferrous iron binding; 2 iron, 2 sulfur cluster binding. NCBI's taxonomy places the organism in Eukaryota, Metazoa, Chordata, Actinopteri, Semionotiformes, Lepisosteidae. Gene Ontology annotation, biological process: iron-sulfur cluster assembly; intracellular iron ion homeostasis. Gene Ontology annotation, cellular component: cytoplasm; mitochondrial matrix. The record is from RefSeq and is a predicted model, not a curated record.
CGCACGCGAGCAGGAAGGUGUUUAUGCGCUCGCUCCGGCUGCCUCGGGACAGUUGCUGUCUCGCAUCCUCGCUGGAAAGAUGGCGGUGGCGAUGGUGAAGCGGUGUUGCUCCCCGCUGUUUUUCUUCAGAAGGCUUUCGGCGCCGGAACUCACCGUGUCGUUGCCUUAUCACAAAAAGGUGGUGGAUCAUUAUGAGAACCCCAGGAACGUGGGCUCCCUCGACAAGAAUGCAAAGAACGUUGGCACUGGACUAGUGGGAGCGCCCGCAUGUGGCGAUGUCAUGAAAUUACAAAUUGAAGUGGAUGAGCAGGGGAAGAUUGUUGAUGCCAGAUUUAAAACGUUUGGCUGUGGGUCGGCAAUUGCAUCCAGUUCUUUGGCGACAGAGUGGGUUAAGGGCAAAUCGAUUGACGAAGCCCUUAAAAUCAAGAACACUGAAAUUGCCAAAGAACUUAGCCUUCCUCCUGUCAAACUGCAUUGCUCAAUGCUUGCUGAAGAUGCUAUUAAAGCUGCUUUAGCUGACUAUAGACUGAAACAGCAAGACAACGAUAAAACAGCACACGCCAGUAAUUAGACGGGCGCCAUCUACACCAUUCAAGACAGAGAGUUCUCAUUCCAGCAUUCAAGCGUUGCAAUGUCUACAAAGGCGAAGAAAACAGCAAGUUUUACACAAUCACUCUAGACUGGAACGCACAAUGUAAUAUAGCUUCUUUGGUGAUUGAUGUGAAGUAAAAGCCUUAUCUGUCAGGAAGAUUGCAUAGCUGUUUUUUUAUUAUACUUGUUUUGCAGCCAUUUGUUUUUUUCUGAUUUGUAUCUUAUUGUAUGGAUUAGUUUUCUGUUUAAACAUUUUGAAAACUGAUAGUGGCAUUAUAAUGCGCACACACAAGAAACAGGUGGAGUGAUACCAACAUGAUAAAAAUAUAUGAAGCCCUACCAAGACCUGCAGGACAUACCUGGAAUUAUUUUGCAUCUUCAUUAGUAACACAAAUGUGUCUGUAACGGGAAAGAAGAAAACUGCAUCCAGCAUUCACAUUUUAUACCAUGUUUAUUUGCUGUGUAUAAAUUGGCAGUGCAGUUCUGUGUUGGCUAAAUGGUUGUAAAAUGCAUCUCUUUACAGUAUGUAUAUAAUACAGUGUGCAGUCUGUAUAAUAAAAAAAACAUUCAAAAUGG